AUGGGUAAUAUAUUUGCAAAUGUGGAAACUCCGCAGUGGCUAAAAACGUUAAACGCCUAUGUGUUUUAUCGGCGCAAUAAAAGUCAAAGUGAUGUGUCGUCGCAACCAGAUCAUGCAGAACGUGUUUCUGAAGAAAUACCAACGAUAAUUAAUGACUCCACACAGAAUUCUAAAACAGUUGCAGAGUCAUUAAAACCAACGUCAUCAACAACAACGACGACUUCGCCACUCAAGUGUAGUGACUUUUAUAUAGCAUGUCGUGAUAACGACCAAGGAAAAGUUAAAGAAUUGCUUGAAACUAUGACACCUGAUGAAGUUGAUCGAUUGGAACCAAACGGUAGUACAGCAUUGCAUGCUGCAUGCUUUUAUGGUCAUUAUCAUAUCGUCGAAUUAUUACUAAAAAAGGGAGCUGAUAGAGCCGUACAAAAUCGACAUCAAUGUAUCCCAUUUGACGAAGCUAAAAAUGACGACAUCAAAGAACUUUUUCUUCGUAUACCGAAUAGCAAUCGACUUGUUGUUCAAACUGGUGCAAUUGAGUGGACAUUGAUUGAUGAAGAAGCUGUAGAAAAAGCAAAAGAAGAACGAAAUAUGAUUAAAUAUUUGUAUGAAGAAAAAGUAAAGGCUUCAUCUAUUGAUGUAAUGUUUCAAAGAAUUGAGAAAAAUUAUGUCAAUAAAAUAUUAAAUACAAUUGGUGGUAUUGAAAUUAUUAGACGUUUUUUUCAAAAAGCAAUAGAAGAAAAAGAUCCCAAAUGGCUCAUCACGGCUUAUACGGCUGAAACAGAUUACUAUAGAGUUUUGAAUACGGAAAUAGCAUGUGGUUCUAGUAUAUGUCAAAACGAACGAAGAUAUAUUAUAGCAUUGAUAUCACAUCAUGAUAGUUUGGAACAAUAUACGUUUAUUGGCAAUUCUUAUCGGGUCAUGCAUAUCAGUAAUCAUGAUUUAAAAAGAUAUCAAGUUGGUAAUUUGACAAUGACAAAAUCAUUCGUAUCAUCAUCGAUUGAUCGAAAUAUCAUUGAAUUAUUAUCGUGGAGACAAGAAUCUAGAAGAUUACCAAUUGAAGCGACUCAACGGCAAACUAUUGAUGGACAGCAAAUUAAGUCAUGGGUGGUAUGUAAAUAUCACAUCAAACAUCAUCGUACUGCAUUACAUAUUGAAAACAUAUCUCAAUAUGCACAUGAAGGUGAAAUUCUUAUCAUGCCAUAUUCAGUAUUUAAAGUGAAAAAAAUCGACACAAACGUUAAACUUUCAUUUCUUCAAAAUGUUUCACAGGUGACUGAAAUUCAUUUAGAAGAAUGUGAUGAAUAUUCGUGA
This is a messenger RNA of Rotaria socialis, 1311 nucleotides long. The record is from the annotation of a GenBank genome assembly. Lineage: Eukaryota; Metazoa; Rotifera; Eurotatoria; Philodinida; Philodinidae.